This is a messenger RNA of Scedosporium apiospermum, 795 nucleotides long. Its product is annotated as NADH:ubiquinone reductase (H(+)-translocating). NCBI's taxonomy places the organism in Eukaryota, Fungi, Ascomycota, Sordariomycetes, Microascales, Microascaceae. The transcript is spliced from 3 exons. Gene Ontology annotation, molecular function: NADH dehydrogenase activity. The coding region runs from base 1 to 795 and encodes 264 amino acids. The record is from RefSeq and is a predicted model, not a curated record.
AUGGCGACGAAGCUCUCUCCGAUGCUCUUCCGCUCGGCGAUGCGGGCGGCCUGCCGGACCGCGCGGCCACAGAUCCAGCUCCGAUCCCUGACGGUGUCGGCUCGGAAACAGAGCGAUGUUCUCAUGGUGCACCGGAACACGCCCGACAACAACCCCGAUAUUCCCUUCAAGUUCACGCCCGAGAACGAGGCUGUAAUGGCCGAGAUCAUCAAGCGCUACCCUCCCCAGUACAAGAAGGCCGCCAUCAUGCCUCUGCUGGACCUCGGUCAGCGACAGCACGGCUUCACCUCCAUCAGCGUCAUGAAUGAGGUUGCCAGGAUCCUCGAGGUUCCCCCCAUGCGAGUGUACGAGGUCGCUUCUUUCUAUACCAUGUACAACAGGACCCCCGUGGGCAAGUUCUUUGUCCAGGCGUGUACGACUACUCCCUGCCAACUCGGCGGCUGCGGAAGCGACGUCAUCGUCAAGGCCAUCAAGGAGCACCUCAACAUCAAGGAGGGCGAGACCACCCCCGACGGCCUCUUCACCUUCAUCGAAGUCGAGUGCCUCGGCGCCUGUGUCAACGCCCCCAUGAUCCAGAUCAACGACGACUACUACGAGGACCUCACCCCCGAGACCGUCGUCGAGCUCCUCAGCGCCCUCCGCGAGAGCGCCAACGCCACAGGCUCCGCGGCCGCGGCGAAGAAGGUCCCCGCCGCCGGUCCCCUCAGCGGCAGGAAGACUUGCGAGAAUAGCGCGGGGCAGACGAACUUGACGGCCGAGCCUUGGGGUACCGAGACGACGAGGUCGGAUUUGUAG